Molecule: messenger RNA, 7784 nt
Organism: Brassica rapa (field mustard)
Lineage: Eukaryota; Viridiplantae; Streptophyta; Magnoliopsida; Brassicales; Brassicaceae
Molecular function (GO): nucleic acid binding; zinc ion binding
Source: RefSeq, a predicted model, not a curated record
UACAACACGUUAUCAGCACGAGGUUCUGACCAACUGAAGUUUAUCAAUCCAAAAGUUCUUAAACCAGCCGAGUUAUCAUGUCGAAUUUGACAAAGCUCGAAAUUAAUGCCCUGGAUAUUACGGGAAAUAAUUAUAUGACCUGGGCAGUGGGUGCAAAGAUGCACCUGAGAGGAAACGGGCUUUUAGAAACCAUCGAUAGUUCAAAAACGGUGUCGGAUGAGAAAAAGACUAAAGCCAUGAUAUUUUUACGACACCACAUCCAUGAUGGUUUAAAGGAUGAAUAUAUUACGAAAGAGGAUCCUUGUGAUCUCUGGAAAUCUUUAAAAGAGAGGUUCGAUCACCAGAAAUAUGUGAUCUUACCGAAAGCUAAACACGAGUGGAUCCACCUCCGGUUCCAGGAUUAUAAAAGUGUUAGUGAGUUUAAUCCCGCGAUGUUCGGAAUUACUUCGAGGAUGAUGUUAUGUGGAGAGAAAAUAAGUGAUUAUGAUAUGAUCGAGAAAACUCUCUCCACGUUCCAUCCUGAAAAUGUAAUCCUGCAACAACAAUACCGAGUGAGUGGAUAUACCCGUUACUCGGAGUUGAUGCAAGUCCUCCUUGUAGCGGAGCAGAAUAAUCAACUCGUGACUUUAAACCAUCAAGCUCGUCCCACUGGAUCUGCUCCAUUCCCAGAAGCGAAUGUUGCAUCAUCCAGUUAUGAUAAUAGAAGAGGACGAGGUCGUGGACGUGGUGGAAACCGUUAUCAUGGUCGUGGAAGAGGACGAGGAAGAAGAUUCCGUCCCUAUGAUGAAAGAAAUAAUAAAGACUUCCACGAAAAUGAAAGGAAUGAAAAGGGCCAGGAUGAUAAAAGGCAAACGGGAAAGGUUUGCUACAGAUGCGGCAUGAAAGGUCAUUGGGUACGUAACUGUCGUACGCCAAAACAUUUAGCCAAUCUGUAUAGAGAAUCCCAAAAGGGAAAAGAGAAAGGAAGAGGUGAAACUAACUUAAUCUCUGACGAACCUGGGCCAUCCUUUCAUGGUUUAAACGAUGAUACUCAUCUCGACGUAUCAGACUUUCUGGUUGAACCAGAGAGUAUCGAUGAGUAAUAUAAAUAGAUGUGAUACAAAUAGACUGUAUUAUAGUAUCUAUAUAUUUUGUUGUAAGAUAUAUGUUAUGUUUGUUAUGUUUAAUGUUUAAUAAUAUAUGUUUUAUGAAUAUUUUAAAUUCAGAAAGAAUGCCAAACUUUGAGACUAUGGAUGGAGAUUUGUGUUUGGCAGAUAGUGCGUCAACGCACACAAUAAUCAAAAAUAAGAAAUAUUUCUCCAGUCUCAAAAUAAGAAAUUACGCUGGAAGCGUAAGUACAAUAUCUGGUAAUGCAAAGAUUAUUAUAGGCUCUGGAAGAGCGAAAUUUUCAAUGCCAGGGGGAACGAUAUUUGAAAUAAGUUAUGCAUUGUAUUCCCCCAAGUCUCAUAGAAACUUGUUAAGUUUUAAGGAUAUCCGAAGAAAUGGAUAUCAUAUUGAGACUAUGAGUAAAGAUGGCAUUGAAUUUCUUUGCAUUAAGUCCGAGAAAAACAUAUACUUGAAGAGUUAAGAAUGUUAUCCUCUGGACUAUAUUGUACGAAAAUAACCAUGACUGAGUCCUAUGCCGUGGUAAACAUGAAGUUUACUGAUACAUUUAAAAUAUGGCAUGAAUGGCUAGGACAUCCUGGUUCAGUCAUGAUGAGAAAGAUAGUGCAAAAUUCGAAUGGCCAUCCGUUGAAAAACGGAAAAUUUUUGCAAACGGGCGAGUUUACAUGUAAUGCAUGUUCUCAAGGAAAGCUUAUAACUCGGCCAUCACCAGCAAAAGUAGGCAAUGAAUCACCAAUGUUUUUAGAAAGAAUACAUGGUGAUAUAUGUGGGCCGAUCCACCCACCGUGCGGGCCGUUUAAGUAUUUCAUGGUAUUGAUUGACGCAUCUAGUAGAUGGUCAAGUGUGUCUCUUUUGACGACACGAAAUACGGCUUACGCAAAAUUCAUUGCCCAGAUAAUAAAGCUGAGAACGCAGUUUUCAGAGUAUGCCAUUAAGAAAGUAAGGCUUGAUAAUGCUGGUGAGUUUACAUCGCAAGCCUUUGAUGAUUAUUGUAUGUCAAUGGGGAUUGAUGUGGAACAUCCAGUUCCCCAUGUGCAUACACAAAAUGGCAUGGCCGAGUCAUUGAUAAAACGGUUGCAGUUGAUUGCAAGACCGUUAGUCUUGAGAACAAAGCUCCCAAUUUCUGUAUGGGGUCAUGCUAUAUUGCAUGCGGCUGCACUGGUUCGGCUAAGACCGAGUGCAUAUCAUAAAUACUCUCCUUUACAAUUGGCAUCUGGGCAAGAGCCAGAUGUAUCCCAUCUCCGUGUCUUUGGGUGUGCGGUCUAUGUUCCGAUAGCUCCGCCACAAAGAACAAAAAUGGGCCCACAAAGGAGAUUGGGAAUUUAUGUGGGUUAUACGUCACCAAGUAUAAUAAGGUAUCUGGAACCAGUAACUGGUGAUAUGUUUACGGCAAGAUUUGCCGAUUGCCAUUUUAAUGAGGAUGAAUUUCCAGCAUUAGGGGGAGGAAUUAGAGAAAUUCCUAAAGAGCUUACUUGGUGUACACCGUCGUUGUUACACCUUGAUCCCCCUACGAAUCAAAGAGAGCUGGAAGUUCAGAAAAUUAUGCAUUUGCAUAAUUUGGCAAACCAGUUACCAGAUGCGUUCACAGAUACGAGAAGGGUGACGAAGUCAUGUAUACCCGCUGAAAAUGUUCCAUCAAGAGUUGAUGUUCCUAAGGAACAAACUGGUGGAAAUAAAAUAAAUGAACCUAGGGUUCAGUUAAAGAGGAGGAGGCCAGCGGGUUCUAAAGAUAAAAAUCCCCGAAAGAAAAAGAAAUUGGAUGAACAAAGUAAGGUUCUAGAAUAAUCUGAUACUGAAAAAUAUCUGAAAGAAGGCAUAGAUAAAGAUGGUCCAGAUAACGAGGAGGGAACAGAAAAGUAUGAGAUUUCCAUCAACUACGCCCGAGAUGAAAAGAUAUGGAUCAGAAAUAAGAUAAAAGAUGUUGAUGGAAUGUUCUCCUUUUCCGUGUCCAAAGAAAUCGAUCAUGAAAAUGAUGAUCCCGAUCCAAGGUCCAUUUUAGAAUGUAAAAAAAGACAUGAUUGGGAGGAGUGGAAGAAGGCCAUUCAAAUUGAAUUACUCUCCCUAAAUAAAAGAAAUGUCUUUGGACCUAUAGUCAUAACGCCUGAGAAUAUAAAUCAUGUUGGGUAUAAGUGGGUAUUCGUGAGAAAAGUAAAUGAGAAGAAUGAAGUAACACGAUAUAAAGCCCGAUUAGUUGCCCAAGGUUUUUCUCAGAGACCGGGAAUUGAUUUUGAGGAAACGUAUUCCCCGGUCAUGAAUGCAAUUACGUUUAGAUUUUCGAUGAGCCUAACAGCGUCUAAAAAUCUUGAAAUGCAUCUCAUGGACGUUGUGACUGCAUAUUUGUAUGGAUCAUUGGAUAACGAUAUAUAUAUGAAACUCCCUUAGGGAUUGAAAAUGCCAGGGGCAUUGAAAGAAAAAUCCAGGGAAAUUUGUUCGGUCAAGUUACAGCGAUCACUUUACGGAUUAAAGCAAUCCGGACGCAUGUGGUACAAUCGCUUAAGUGAAUAUCUUUUGAGUAAAGGAUAUGUUAAUAAUGCGAUAUGUCCAUGCGUUUUUAUAAAGAAAUCGUCAUCUGGCUUUGUGAUCAUUGUUGUAUAUGUAGAUGACCUGAACAUAAUUGGAAAUCAAAAGGAGGUUGAUGAUGCUCGAACUCAUAUGAAAGAGGAGUUUGAAAUGAAAGAUCUCGGCAAGACAAAGUUUUGUCUUGGGCUCCAGAUAGAGCAUCUCCGAGAAGGAAUAUUUGUGCAUCAAUCAAACUAUACGAAAAGGUUAUUGAAACGAUUUCGUAUGGACAAAGCGACUCCUUUGAGUACUCCAAUGAUUGGUAGAUCUCUCAAUGUUGAGAGUGAUCCUUUUAGGCCCUGCGAAGAUAGCGAGAAGAUAUUAGGUCCAGAAGUACCUUAUAUGAGUGUUAUCGGUGGGCUGUUAUAUCUUGCAAACUGUACCAGACCAGAUAUAGCUUUUGCUACUAAUCUACUGGCGAGAUAUAGUUCUGCUCCUACUCGUAGGCAUUGGGACGGAAUAAAACAUUUAUUCCGUUACCUUCAAGGUACAGGUGAUUUAGGGUUAAUGUAUUUUAGAAAACCCGAGUUUGGUAUGGUUGGUUUUGCAGAUGCGGGAUACUUAUCAGAUCCUCAUAAGGCUCGAUCGCAAACCGGCUAUGUUUUUACAAUUGGUGGAACCGCGAUCUCUUGGCGGUCCCAGAAACAAACUCUGGUUGCAACCUCUUCGAAUCACGCAGAAACUAUCGCGCUUCACGAAGCAUGUCGAGAAUGUGUGUGGCUUCGGUCAAUGAGUCACCACAUACAAAAAUCAAGCGGAAUAGUCAACGAAAAAGAGCCGACGAAAAUAUUUGAAGACAAUUCAGCUUGUGUUGCUCAACUCUAAGAAGGCUACAUUAAGAGCGAUAGAACAAAGCACAUCCCUCCAAGAUUUUUCUCAUACAUAAGGGAGCUCGAGAAAAAUAAAGAGGUGGACAUCGAGUAUGUACGGUCAUGCGAAAAUCCGGCUGACUUGUUCACUAAAGCUCUUCCGACUACAACAUUCCGAAAACAUGUCUACGGUAUUGGGAUGAGGCAUCUGCGUGACCUAUGAAGAAAAAGCUAUGUCUAUUAUUCUCAGGGGGAGAUUACGACAGUGUACUCUUUUUCCCUUUUCACGGUUUUUAUCCCACAGGGUUUUUCCGUGACUAGGUUUUUAAUGAGGCACUACGUAAUACAAGGAUAAAUAAUCAAGGGGGAGUGUUGAAGAUAAAGAUGGAGAUAUAAUAUGAUUGUUUCAUCCUCAUCUAAAUUUACCGACUUACUUAACCGACCUUAUUAUUUUAUAUAUUUCUUUGUGCUAUAAAUAGCUCUCGACCCUUUGUAUUGCAUCUGGAGAAUCAUAAGUGAAAUUAUAUUAUCACUCCUCUCAUCUCACGUCCAUCUCUCUCUCUUUUAGUUGACCCUUGACAUAAAUAAUAUUAUUAAAUCAGUUAUACUUCACAUAUUAUACAACAGUUACAUAUAUUUCUAAUGUCUUCAUUAUUGACAUUUUCGUCAUUUUACCACCCUUAACCUAAUCAUCUAAUCAAAUAUUUGGCUUAAAUCAGUCUGUCUACAACGUUAGUCAUCGUCUUUCAGAGAUUCAUACAGAUUACAAGGGAAGCUCUAGAUAUUCUGAUGUCAGUUCCCAAUGGUGUUUAAGUCUUUGAUGUACAAUCAAACGUAAUAUUAUUUGAUGUAAUUAAAUCUCAUCUUCUUGGCAACGAACAUAAGAGAAGUGAGUGAUGGACACGAAGCAAAGAAGCAAGUGAUGGAAAAGGAGACAUUACGGUAAUGGGUGUUAAAUUCAGCUAACUACGUUUAGUCUGUUCAUCAUCGGGCAAUGGAAAGCUCUAUUGGAGUUGUAUAGCACGAGGUGGAGUGAUAAACCAUGGGAGCUCCAUAGAUCUUACCGGAGUUAUUCCCAAUGUAAUUUGAUUAGUUUUUUUCAGGUAAUUUGCUCGCUUUGUGAGACAGAACAAGACAUGAAUAUGACCUUUUGAAUACAAAUUUUAUUUGUGUAAACAUGUUUCUUGAUGAUGACCAUUGUAUGUGAAAUUUUUCUGUAUGUGAGAUUAUUUUAUUGUUUUUUCUCUUUUAAAGUGGCAUAAUCAUUCUUGACUACAAUGCAAAGUGACUAGAAUGUGAAUUUCCAAGUGGAUACCAAGCAAGAAUCAUACCUCAGUGAAGUGGUGUCCUUAAAAUGUAAGAUUUUGUAAGGAGCCUAUGCUGAAACGGCAGCCACAGAAUCUAACAAACCAGAAAAUUGUAAUGCAAAUGAUGGGAUCUAGGAAGGAGAGCUCCCUAAUGAUGAUGGUUAGUUUGUAACCGCAUUCUUACUUAGAAUUUUAUCCAAUGCUAAAGAACCCUGGUAUUAACAAAAUGGUUUUAGUGGGUCUUUGGAGGGAAGCACGUUGAAAAGGUAAUAUGUGCUGCAGUGGCUGAUGGGACAGUUACUCCAAAAGUUCAAUUGUUGAUCAAACAACUCCUCAAGUAUCAGGAUCAGCACACUUUCAUGCUAUUUAUUUGAUGAGAAUUUGCUUGGUUCUUCUAAAGGUUAGGAUGAAAGUGAAAAUAAAUUUGAUAGUGUUGAUUACAUCUUUACUGUGAGUAUUUCUGAGCUUGGAUUUCUUUUCAGGUUUCGACAGUUGCCUUCUCUUAGUUUAUACGGUGCGCCAGCAAGAUUGGGCACAAUAACAGCCAGGAAAUGAAAUCAUCUGAAAUAAAGAUAUUGGCAUGUAUGAAUAAUUGUCUUUGUUUCAUAUAGUUCUUUUGGAUAAACAUUAAGAAGUUUAUCUUUUCUUUUGACAAGUCUUUUUUCUCUCUCGUGUGAUUGAUGACACUUUUUGUUGCCGCAUGCGCUACUAAGGAAGGUUUUGAUAUUAGACAAUGUAACUUCUCCAUGCGUUUUGAACUUGCAAAGACGGUGUUGUCAUACAUUCAGAACCAAUGGUAGGAAAAGAAAACUUGGAUCAGACUACAUACUCAUGGUUUGUGAGGUACAUCUGUUUUGUAAUCUAUAAGACAAAAGCUUUAAAAUCUACAAUUUUUCCAACAACUGGUCAGCAAAUCUAGACAAUCAAUCUAUCAUAUCUGUCAACACGUGUUGCUUGUAGGGAAAAUGUAUCUCACGCAGCAAGUCUUAAGGAAUGCUAAAAAUAUUGAGGAGACACUGCGGAAAAAGCAAUAAAAGGACUGAUAUUAGUCACCUAACACUAAAAGACACGUCAAGGAUAAUGGCUUAAUGUAUUUUAUUUAGAAAUUACGCUUCAAAUCCAAUUAUAAUUUCAUGGCUAAUUUCACUUUUAAUGAAAUACUAGGUAAUAACCUGCUGGAUGUGAUUAUUAGUUUUGUUACUUUUUAAUAAAGACACAUUAAAUUUGUUUAAGCUGGAUAUCGGUUCGGUUUUAAGUUAUUUUUUUUUGUUUUUAAUCUCCUAAAAUAUAACUAUCAUUCUAAUCAAUAUUUAUUCUGGUUUGUUAUGUUAAAAUGUUUGAUGUUUUUGGUUUUUCCGGUGAACCAAAAAUUACUAUUAUUUGUUUGUUUUCAUGUUAUUUUAGAUAGCUCUGAUGUUGAACUAAUGAUUUUAUAUUAGAGUUUCUAAACGGAUAAUAGUUAAAGAAAAGGAAAAGAAAAUUAUUAAAAAAAUCAUCACACUACAAUUUGUUCGAUAGUGAAAAAAAAAUUAAGACAAAAAUAUUUGAACUUUAAAAAGAAUUAGAUAUUUCAGUUGUUAUGAAUAUUUUGUUAGAAGGUGCUCACAUCAAUGUGCUAUGUAUACGUACAAGUCUAUAAAGGUGGUUGAUAAUAUAUAAAGAUAUUGUUAAUUAAUAUUAAAUGACAUUUUUUUUUUCAAAAUAACACAUGAAAAAUAAAAUUCGUAAAAUAAAUUUCUUAAAUAUAAAAUAGGCCUAGAUGUUAGUAAAUUUUUUUCAUAUAAAGAAAAUCAAAUUGUAUCUGUAAAUAGAUGGGCACAUAUCAAAUAUCUGGGUAUUUGGAGGCAUUCAUGUUGAUUCGAUCCGUAGCCACCUGCAUAUUCAAUGUCCCAGGUAUCCAGAAAAAUUUUAAAAGUAAAUAAAAAUUUAAAAAUAAAUGAAAAAUAUAAUAAUAAUAUUUUAUUACAAAAAUAAAACAUUAUUUAACUUUUAAAAUUCUAAUACA